UGUAUAAGUAGUGGAGAGCUGCACGAGUGCGUCACACGGUGCGGGAAGCCGAGCCCAUCUGGAACGUUCUGUGCACUGAGCUGGUGAGCCGCACUCGGGGAAGUGCCUCGUCGUCUAACCGCUCUUCGGCACUUUGCAUCACCAGGCUGUGCCUGCUGAGGCCGUCGUGCUCUGGACAUCCGCCGUACGGCACCAGUCCGCGCGAGACGAGUGCCGCUUUGUGUCGUACAGAGCCGCAGCACAGCGCUCACGCUGGGGAAGACAAAGCAGCCGUGUGCGGCCUGUCUGCCCUGGCCCUCGCCACCCCUGACCCUCGGCACCCUCCGGUGGGCUGGCCAGCGCAGACUCGCCAUUCCCAUCAUGCACCUGAAGACCAUGAAAUGUAACCAGUUCUGCUUAAUCGCGUCGCUUGCCGAUCGGGACUUGUUCAACAGGCUCGAGGUCCGGGCCAGCUUUGAGGCACUUUUCCGUUCCUUUGACAGUGACACCACGUUUCAAUACUUCAAGAGCUUCCGGCGUGUGAGGAUCAGUUUCAGCGAUGCUUUGGCUGCUGCCGAGGCCAGAAUGCGACUGCACAAGAGCGAAUUCAAUGGCAAGGAGAUGCGCUUGUACUUUGCACAGUCUGUACAUAUCGGAAGCCCGCGACUGGAGCCGCCCAAACCCGACAAGCAGUUCCUCAUUUCUCCUCCUGCGUCGCCCCCAGUGGGCUGGGAGCAGGUUCAGGACGCCACGCCCGUCAUCAAUUACGACCUGCUGUGCGCCAUCUCCAAGCUGGGGCCAGGCGAGAAGUACGAGCUCCACACUGGAACCUCCACGACUCCCAGCGUCGUCGUGCAUGUCUGCGAAAGCGACCAGGAAAGCUCUGGAGGUGAAGACGAGGAGGGCAGGCGCCGCAUUCGACCCAAGAUCAUCCAGACCCGGCGCCCAGAGUACGCACCCAUCCUGCACUGAUUGGCAGCUCCAUGCCCCUUCCCAUCUUCACCGCUGGGGGUGCAGAGCUCUUGCGGGAACGCAGCUCAUCCUCUUCGCCACUAGAGGGGGCCCCCACAUCACAAUGUAGCUUGGACAAGAUGCCCUCGUCACCUCCAUGGCCUUGGGGUUUCGGUUUUCCUUUGUUUCUCCACGGCAUCAUGGGAGAGAGCCCGAGAGCCAGGCUGCGGUGGAGUGGGCUAUCCUUCUGUCUCCCUGUCCCCAUCUGUUUAGGUCCACCAGUCUAUGUCCUGCAUGAGAACCAACGGCAACAUAAGAGACUGAACUGCCCCGUGUCUAAGUGUGUGUCUCCUCACACUUUGGGAGCAGGGUGUAAACUGUUUAUUGGAUGGAGAAUCAGUGAUGUGACUGCUGCGGACUGGCAUCAGGUGGUAUUUUGGCUCUGUGCUGAAGUUCUCUGGAGCUUCUGUCACUUGUGUGUGUUUUCCUUUCCACACGUUGUGUUACUUUGCGUUUCUCACUUGUUCCCUAAGGUUCCAACUCCACCUCGUUUUUCUGCCUAUUCCCUCGAGUUGUCUCCGUCAGGGUGUCCAGUAGGUGGGGUUCUGGUACUUGGUAGCAGGGCGGUUCUUUUAGCGGAGAAGCCAUGUGUGUGCGUUUGAUUGUGGGACACAGGGUUUCCCUUCCACAUAUUUUAAGUGUCUUCCAUAAUUUUGAAGGUAUCCUGUUCUUGUUAAUUAAAACAAUAGAAUCUGUAGACCCACAAUUACUUUAGAUCCCAUUAACACUUUAAAAGUGUGUGUGUGUUUGGAAGAACACCCACAGCAGCUUUCUGUUCAUUUUUGCGCAUCUUAUUCCUUACGUUUAGGUGUUUGUUAGAGCACUUUUACAGCCUGGUGUUGGAAGCAGUGUCGUGUAGAUGCCAUAGCAGUAUCUGUCUGCCCUCAGUCUGUGUAUGUCUGUCUGUUACAGCUAGUUGUACUGUUAUCCUUGUUUGCUGACAUCCACAGUUGCUCUCUGUAAGCUCCUGUGGCCGCAGACACCACGUCUAUGACAAGGCGUGCUUUUGGAACCAUGUAGCGUCUCCUGUGAGCCGCACCCAGGAUGAGCUUCCUUCGGACCAUCAGCCUGGGUCUGCAGUGCUCUCAGUUUAGUUGAUCCCUGGUCUUCUGUGUCUGCGAACUUGUGUGUGUGUGUUAGUGUGAAAGAGUUCACAUGGGAGACUGUAAAUUCGGGAAAGGGACUUCUAGCUGGACACACCUGGCACUCAGUGAACCUCGUGAUGCUGUUUCUAUAGCAACUGUGAUGCUGAUGUAGAUCCGUGCUGUUUAGGUCUGUAGGCGAUAGGUCACUACUUGACUGUAUAGUAAAAGUGAGCAGUUUCCUACGUCCAGCAGGACAGACAGGUUGUCCAGUCAAAGUCCUUUCCUAGGUGACAGUGAUAAAAACAUGUCCAGUCAAAGUGUGCAAAUAAAGGUGCUGGGCCUUGUGGGGGUGUGGAGCUUCUGUUGUGCUUAAAUUGCUUCAGUAAAUAUCCCAAUGGCUCAGCGGGAUCAUAAUGACAUCUCUUCAGGUAAAAGCAAAGCGUGGAAACAGGGUAAGACAGAGUGAAGUUGAGACGGACUGCCAGCACUGUGGGAUUAGCUGCAAUUAGUCUGCACAGCUCCAGUGAGAGGACAGAAUAGGCAGCAGCCGCGCCCCCGUGUACAUUUGCGUCCCUGAGGAUCCAUGCUGAGCUUCUGGCUCACCCGUGUUACAGGUGCCAGAGGUGGCAGGGGUCAUGGGGCUCGCCGUCUUCUGUGUUCUAUGCGUGAUGGCUACUGUCCGUCAGCUUUGGCCUCUCAGCCCUGUGUUAUAUUACUGUUAGUUUCAGGUGUGUGUGUGUGAGAGGGAGGGAGAUCUGACCCUGCCCACUCUCCUCAUCUCUCAC
Molecule: messenger RNA, 2860 nt
Organism: Scleropages formosus (Asian bonytongue)
Lineage: Eukaryota; Metazoa; Chordata; Actinopteri; Osteoglossiformes; Osteoglossidae
Gene: rcan1b
Product: regulator of calcineurin 1b
Exons: 4
Coding region: 361-951 (196 amino acids)
Biological process (GO): calcium-mediated signaling
Cellular component (GO): nucleus; cytoplasm
Molecular function (GO): nucleic acid binding; calcium-dependent protein serine/threonine phosphatase regulator activity
Source: RefSeq, a predicted model, not a curated record